Molecule: messenger RNA, 750 nt
Organism: Heterostelium album PN500
Lineage: Eukaryota; Evosea; Eumycetozoa; Acytosteliales; Acytosteliaceae
Gene: gpmA
Product: 2,3-bisphosphoglycerate-dependent phosphoglycerate mutase
Exons: 2
Coding region: 1-750 (249 amino acids)
Biological process (GO): glycolytic process
Molecular function (GO): intramolecular phosphotransferase activity
Source: RefSeq, a predicted model, not a curated record
AUGGUAUAUAAAAUUGUUUUAUUACGUCACGGUGAAUCAGUAUGGAAUCAAGAGAAUCGUUUCACUGGAUGGACUGAUGUAGAUCUCUCUGCCAAGGGUGUCGAAGAAGCUAAGAAGGGUGGUGAAACCUUGAAGCAUGAGGGUUUCACUUUCGAUCUUGCAUACACUUCGGUUUUGAAGCGUGCCAACCGUACCCUCGAUAUUGUGCUCGAUGUUCUCGGUGAGAGCGACAUCCCAGUCGUAAAGUCUUGGCGUCUCAACGAGCGUAUGUACGGUGAUCUCCAAGGUCUCAACAAGAGCGAGACUGCCUCUAAAUACGGAGAACCACAAGUUCUCGUUUGGCGUCGUUCCUACGACGUCCCACCACCCGCUCUCAAGUCGGACGACCCACGUUCGCCAGCACUCGAUCCACUCUACAAGGACGUAGACCCAGCGCUUCUCCCACUGACCGAGUGUCUCAAGGACACCGUUGCACGUUUCCUCCCGUUCUGGACAGAGACUGUCGCACCAUCGAUCAAGCAAGGCAAGAAGGUAAUCAUCACUGCCCACGGUAACAGUAUCCGUGCACUCAUCAUGUACUUGGACAAGGUAUCAGAGUCAGACAUUGUCGGAAUCGAGAUUCCAACCGGUAUUCCAUUGGUCUACGAACUCGAUGAGAAUCUCAAGCCAAUCAAACACUACUAUUUGGCCGAUCCAAAUGCUUUGGCCGCUGCCCAACAAGCCGUUGCCAACCAAGUUGUUCAACAUUGA